UCUUCGUGCGCAGGAGGCGCUGCGGGAGGAGCGGCUGCGGGCUGACCCCGUGGAAGCUGCGGGAGAAGGCUCAUUUUCUCCGGACAGCAGCGCGACACGGACCCGUCCUCCGCUCCCAGAUGAUGAGGUGACCUGCGAGCCGUCAGCAAUGGAGGACCUGUGGACAGUGGCUGUAGCUGUUUUCCAGCUGUGGAUGUUCGUGGUGGUGUUCCUCAUCAUGCUGCCCGCCAUGUUCGGCCUCUCUCUGGGCGUCACCAGCGUUUACAUCCAGAUCCUGGUCAAAAUCCUGGAGUGGGCCACGGUACGAAUCCAGAGAGGACGCCGGGAGCAGCCCAGUGUGCCCGCCCCCCUGCCCAACGGGAUCAUAGAGCGAGCGGAGGGCUCGAUGGAGGAGGAGAUGGAGCAGCUGCGGCACUCUCGGUCUCUGGAAGGCGGUGAGUUCGUUCUGAGCGACGCCUUGUAUUUCAGCAAGAAGGGAUUGGAGAGCAUCGUGGACGACCAGGUGACCCAGCGCUUCUCCUCCGAGGAGCUGGUCUCCUGGAACCUCCUGACCCGCACCAACCAGAACUUCCAUUACAUCAGCCUCCGCCUCACCAUCUUCUGGGGAAUCGGCGUCUUCAUGCGGUACUGCGUCCUCUUCCCUCUCAGGUCAAUCACUCUGGCAAUCAUCGGCCUGUCAUGGCUCGUGAUUGGAACGACUCUGGUCGGAUUUCUGCCUGAGAGCAGUGUGAAGCACUGGCUGAGCGAGCUGGUCCACCUGACCUGCUACAGGAUCUGUGCCCGGGGACUGUCGACCACCAUCCACUACCACAACAAGGAGAACAGACCUCAGAAGGGAGGGAUCUGUGUCGCCAAUCACACCACACCCAUCGAUGUGGUGAUCCUGGCCAAUGACGGCUGCUACCCAUGGUGAGUGUCAUCGACAGCAGCAUGUGGGCCAGAUUCACGAGGUCUAAUGGGGGUCAUCCAGAGGUCCAUGGUGAGGUCUUGCCCUCAUGUUUGGUUCGAGAGGUCGGAGAUGAAAGACCGCCACGCGGUGACCAGCAGGCUCAGAGCUCACGUAGCAGCAAAGACCAAACUUCCCAUCCUGAUAUUUCCUGAAGGAACCUGCAUCAACAACACUUCAGUCAUGAUGUUCAAGAAGGGGAGCUUUGAGAUCGGAGGGACCAUCUAUCCCGUCGCCAUCAAGUACGACCCUCGCUUCGGCGAUGCUUUCUGGAACAGCAGCAAGUACAACAUGGUCAGCUACCUGCUGCGCACCAUGACCAGCUGGGCCAUCGUCGUCAAUGUGUGGUACCUCCCACCCAUGACCAUACAGGACGGGGAGGACGCCGUUCAGUUCGCCAACAGAGUGAAAUCUGCCAUCGCUUGUCAGGGAGGACUGCUCGACCUGGCCUGGGACGGAGGCCUGAAACGAGCCAAAGUGAAGGAUGUGUAUAAAGAAGAGCAGCAGAAGAUGUACAGCAGGGUCAUCGUCGGGCCUAACGGCACCAACGCCACGGAAACCCGCAGCGACCAUCAAUGAUGACACGGGCUCCGAUAUCAAUCAGGGGCACGUGUCUGAUCUUAGAGGACAUCAGAUCAGACUGUGUGGGUGCAGGAGAGCGUUUCCACCAGCAGGAGGCAGCGUGACACAACACAAUCACCCACCCAGCUGUUCAUCAUCAUCAUCAUCAGCUGGCAGGACUGAACUCUUCAUCACAUGGAUGUGGAUGGAUGCACCACAUCAGCUCUACUGUGUUUGAUUUUUCUAAUGUUGCACGAACAUCUGAACCCAAACCCAGACCACACACACACACACACACACACACACACACACACACACACACACACACACCACACAAUCACAUCUGCAGAAAAUAAUUAAAGGUCAGAGAAAAGUCCAAAGAGCUGCUAAAAAGGUGAUGCAGCCAAAAUAAUAUUUGUCCAUAAACUAAAAGGAGAAACUCAUUAAAAAGAUAAAUUUCACUUUUUUUAGUAUUUCUGACCAAACUUGAUGAAUAUUUUAUACUCGCCAUCGUGAGAUGAUGUAACGCAGGGUUCUGAGGGUCAGAGGUCAAUCUAGGAGUCUACCCACAUUUUUAUUCUGGUUUUAUUUUAAACUGUGAUUUUUGUCUAAGCUGUGAACGUUUCUGAUUGGUCGGUUCGGCUCUUCUGCUGUGGCGCCCGCGCUCGAUCAAACUGGACCAAAAACGGCGGCGUUUCCACCGGCAGGUGUUCUUCAUCGGUCUGCAGAUGUUCCCGUUAAAGAGGAGCAGAUGUGGGAACGUUCACGCUGAACUGUCAGCAGGUUUGAACCAGUUCCUCUUCAAGGCCUUUAAAAGAUUCUUACUGUGAUUUUAAAGAUAUCAUCUCAGACAUUUUUAUAACAUUUCUGCUGAAACUUUUAUAAAAUAAUCACAUGGAUAUUCAGAAUGCAUGAUUUUAUUACCUGGAAGAAUAUAAAUAUGUUAUCACAAUAAUAAACCUUUGGAGGAAAACAAAGAUUUGAAGGUUAUUCUGAGAUGGACUCGAGUACAGUUUGAAGUAUUCAGAUUACUGUACUCCAUGCGUGUUCAUUUUUGUACUGUUUGAAAAUGUUGUGGGUUUGAACACCUGCACCUGUUACGUGACGCGUUAAAGAGGACGUGAGGUCGCGCCGCCCCUCAGAGUCGGGUCUGAGGGCCUCGGCGUGCGGAGGA
Molecule: messenger RNA, 2681 nt
Organism: Archocentrus centrarchus (flier cichlid)
Lineage: Eukaryota; Metazoa; Chordata; Actinopteri; Cichliformes; Cichlidae
Gene: gpat3
Product: glycerol-3-phosphate acyltransferase 3
Biological process (GO): triglyceride biosynthetic process
Cellular component (GO): endoplasmic reticulum
Molecular function (GO): glycerol-3-phosphate O-acyltransferase activity
Source: RefSeq, a predicted model, not a curated record